GUGUUUUCUGCUACUUGCAUUCUCCUCAGUCUCGGGGAUGCAGUGUUUGUACGACGAGGACUCUGUCGGACGGUGUGGUUCUCACUCAUUUUAUUGUUAAAAACAGAGGACUUCUUCAUGUGAACACCCCAACACCACUGGUUAUGCAGUUUUGUGCCUGAGAGAGAAAAUUCACCCUACACCAAUCGGAUUGAGUUUUCCAGUGAUGAUAGACCUGUGAGCAGCUCUAAAUGGCUCAGAGGAAGAGGCCAGGGACCAACAGCAGCAUGGCCACAGCAGAGCCUCAUGUUUCCCCUUCACAUCCCUGCCCCGCUCCCUACCCGAACCACGAGAUCCCAGAGGAGGAGUAUGAAGAGCGCCCAAACCCUGAGGCUUCCCAACACCACUUCCACAACCAAGAAGAACCAGAUAUGACAGACAGCAGACCGACCACUCCCACCACCCCAGACCAUGUCCACAGAGAUUACCACAGCCACCCAGACAGCCUGGAUGGAGACUCGAGCUCAGACUAUGUCAACAAUACAUCCGAUGAAGAAGAGGAUGACUACGACGAAGGACUCCCGGAGGAGGAUGAAGGUGUGACAUAUUACAUUCGUUAUUGCCCUGAGGAUGACAGCUACCUGGAGGGCAUGGACUGUAACGAACCAGAGUGCGGACACCAGGAUGGUCGAAUUGAGCCACUUCCGGACACGGAUGAGUGCCAGGAAGCAAUUGAGGAAUGGGUUGAAGGAAACGAGGAUGGACAUGGCGAUGGAGAGGUGCGUUGUGAAGUCCUUGAGCAGGAUUCUGACCAACAGCUAUACGAUGGCAGACCUGAACCCGUCCUCGACCACCACCAGUGCUACCCAGAUCACCACCAGGACCAGCCCCCACUUCCAGAUGAAGAUCCUGAUGCACAGGACAUUGAGGGUAGUGAGGAAUACUGCCCUGAACAGGAAGAAGAAGCACAUGUGGGACCAGAAACAGAUGGCUACACAAGUGACUACUAUGCCACAGAGGACAACGGAAACUCGUGUGUGCGUGUGUCACCCUACCGAGGGCAUAAGGGCACGGCGGCAGAGGCAGGGGAGGAGGCAGAGGAGGACAUUGACCAGAUAGUGGCAGAGAUUAAGAUGAGUAUGAGUAUGGGAAGUCUCAGCAGCAGCACUGAUCAAAGCCCAGAGGAUCUCCCGCCUGAUCCGGGUUACCAGCCAGAGACACGGCCCAAACCUGAACCCACCCCAUACCCUCAGCCUCACCGUCAUGAUGGCAGACCCAAAUCCCUCAAUCUUCCCUCUUCCAGACACAACACUGAGCUCCAGAGAGGCUUUAAGGUGCGGCCUCACACACCAGAGGAGAGGCAGAGAUGGACCCAGGACCAAGUGAGAGAGCAGGUGUCUAAUAGUGCAGAACAGCCGAGGAAACAGCAGAGGUCUGAUCUUAAUGGACCACUUGAGAACAACAAUGUCCCUGAGCCAACAAAGAAGACAGCUGCAUUCCCCAGCUUUGUGGAUGUGCCGGGUCCCUGCGAGCCGGAAGACCUCAUUGAUGGGAUUAUCUUUGCUGCCAACUACCUGGGCUCCACACAGCUGCUGUCAGAGAGGAACCCGUCUAAAAACAUCAGGAUGAUGCAAGCUCAGGAGGCCGUGAGCCGGGUCAAGAGGGUACAGAAGGCAGCCAAAAUCAAGAAAAAGGCGAGCCCAGAGGGAGAUGCUCAGACUUUGACUGAGGUGGAUCUUUUCAUCUCAACCCAAAGGAUCAAAGUGCUGAAUGCAGACACCCAGGAGGCCAUGAUGGAUAAUGCGUUACGCACCAUCUCGUACAUCGCUGACAUUGGAAACAUUGUGGUUCUUAUGGCGAGACGCCGCAUGCCACGCACCGCCUCACAGGACUGCAUCGAAACGACCCCUGGGGCUCCUGAGGCCAAAAAGCAGUAUAAAAUGAUCUGCCACGUCUUUGAGUCAGAGGAUGCCCAGCUCAUAGCACAGUCCAUCGGUCAGGCUUUCAGUGUGGCCUACCAGGAAUUUCUCCGAGCCAACGGCAUCAACCCCGAGGAUCUGAGUCAGAAAGAGUACAGCGAUAUCAUCAAUACGCAGGAGAUGUACAAUGAUGACCUCAUCCACUUCUCUAACUCUGACAACUGCAAAGAGUUGCAGCUCGAGAAACAGAAGGGGGAGAUUCUGGGCAUAGUUAUUGUGGAGUCUGGCUGGGGCUCCAUUCUGCCCACUGUCAUCCUGGCCAACAUGAUGAAUGGAGGCCCCGCCGCCCGUUCUGGAAAGCUCAGCAUCGGUGACCAGAUCAUGUCAAUCAACAACACCAGUCUGGUGGGGCUGCCUCUCGCCACCUGUCAGGGAAUCAUCAAGGGCCUAAAAAAUCAGGUGCAGGUCAAACUGAACAUCGUGAGUUGCCCUCCUGUAACCACUGUACUCAUUAAAAGACCAGAUCUCAAGUACCAGCUGGGUUUCAGUGUGCAGAAUGGCAUUAUCUGCAGUCUGAUGCGAGGGGGGAUCGCAGAAAGGGGAGGAGUGCGUGUUGGUCAUCGCAUCAUCGAAAUAAAUGGUCAAAGUGUCGUGGCCACGGCACACGAGAAGAUCGUCCAAGCCCUCUCUAAUUCAGUGGGCGAGAUCCAUAUGAAGACUAUGCCAGCAGCCAUGUUUAGGCUCUUAACAGGACAGGAGACUCCUAUGUAUAUAUGAUGUAAGGUGGACUGGACACACAGAGCUUAGAGAAGUGUUUGGAUGCAACAGUCAACUUUCUCCUUUCACCCUCACCAAAAAUAACUCCCAUCACUCUUGCUGUCUGCUAAUGUAACUUACUGUAAGAGAUAUGGUGUGUCAUUUCUGGAUAAUGUGGAUUCUCUUGAUUUGUAAUGUCUGCUCUUGGGAUGUGCGUUGGUCAUAUUGGGUCAAUGCACUGCAAGUCUUCUUAAUGUGGCAGGGGGGCUUUGUACAUUUGAUUUUUGCUACCCUUAUUUAAUUUAUUGCAAUUCUGUAUGUGUGGAUGUUGUCGGAGAGAUGCAAGUUUGUUUGUAAAUAUGUAAUCGUAACGUCACUAGAAAGGAAUGGAAAAGCCAGAGUAGGAAGUCCAGAAAGUCCAAAAUAUUGUUGUUUAUUACAGAUAAUCAACUGACUUAAAGUUAAUCGUGAAAAAGUGACCGUACUUAAUUUAUUCGUCAAAUGCACAUUGAUCAAUUACAAUUAAAUGACAGUUUUCAUUGUGUACAGUAGAUCAAUAAACCUAUUACUAAAUAAUGUGGCAGAUGAGUUUAUGGCCUACAGUUUUUUUAAACAUGCUCAAUUAAUACGGGCGUAUCAGCAAUUGUGCGGGAAACUGCUUCAUUCUGUCAUUGGAUAAAAAACAGACCUUGCGGACAUUACGACUGAACAAAUUUUGAAAGUAGUUUUUUACAUACAAGUGAUCAAAUCUUUUGUAAAAUACCAUAUGUAAACAAUUUCUGGUCUUCUCACAUGUUGUAUUUAUCAGCAAUCGUCUUGCUAUUCUGUAAAUUAAUUUGGUUACAGGUUUUAUUUGUAUGUGUGCUUUUUGUGUAUGCCCAGCUGCAACUCAUUUGAGUCUUUUGGUGAAUGUAAUGGUGUUAAUAGUGUGUCCACUUCCUUAAACAGUAUUAGAAUGUCUGUACAUAAACGUUUAACCUUGUUUCGUACCGUGUCCAUGUAGAAUCACUGUUAGUCUCAUUUGAUCCUUGUGAGGCAUAAGACGACACUGUGAGCAAAAGCCUUACCAGUGCGUAAGAAUGCUUUUGAAAAUGAAUCGUAAUAAAAAGAUACUAAUAACACAUGAACAUGAAUACCUGUCUGCAUGCAUCUUACAUUGACCCUAUGGCAAAAUAACAAUAAAGUGUAAUAUAAGACCUUGA
Molecule: messenger RNA, 3856 nt
Organism: Paramisgurnus dabryanus
Lineage: Eukaryota; Metazoa; Chordata; Actinopteri; Cypriniformes; Cobitidae
Gene: apba2b
Product: amyloid beta (A4) precursor protein-binding, family A, member 2b
Biological process (GO): chemical synaptic transmission
Cellular component (GO): dendritic spine; cytoplasm; plasma membrane
Molecular function (GO): amyloid-beta binding; protein binding
Source: RefSeq, a predicted model, not a curated record